CGAAACUCCACAAGCUGUCAGUCUCUUUCUAGUAAAACCAGACACCAAACAUAAAUUUCAUCAUCGUUCUUGCAAAAAAACCAUGCUUUUUUGUUUUGUCCAUUUGUCAACCGCACUCUUCAAUGGUACCAUCCCUUUCUCUCUCUAUAUAUGCACACAUCCCCCAUCUCAACCGCAAAAUUCAACAAACACAUCAUUAAAUACAUAAACCUUAGCUUCUUUUCUCAACAAUACACGAUGGCCGCGGCGGGUUUCCGCAGCGUCCACGAGUGCGCGUCGAUCGGGAGAGAGAACGACACCGUGGUGGCGGAUAUGGACGGGACGCUGCUGAGGGGGAGGAGCUCCUUCCCCUACUUCGCAUUGGUCGCCUUCGAGGCCGGCGGCGCUCUGCGGCUCCUCUUCCUGCUCCUGCUCUCGCCUAUCGCCGGAAUUCUCUACUACCUCAUUUCUGAGUCCGCCGGGAUCCGCGUGCUCAUCUUCGCCGCCUUCGCCGGAGUGCGCGUCUCCGACAUAGAAUCAGUAGCGCGCGCGGUGCUCCCUAAGUUCUACUCCGAGGACCUCCAUCCGGAGUCGUGGCGGGUGUUCUCCGCCUGCGGCAAGCGCUGCGUGCUGACGGCGAACCCCCGGAUCAUGGUGGAGGCAUUUCUCAAGGACUUUUUGGGCGCGGAUUUGGUGUUGGGGACUGAGGUGUCCACGUUUAGGGGGAGAGCCACCGGGUUUGUCAAGCCCCCGGGGGUUUUGGUCGGGAACAAUAAGGCGGCGGCGCUUAGGGCCGCCUUUGGUGAGGCGUCGCCGGAGAUCGGACUCGGCGACAGGCACACCGAUUUUCCCUUCAUGAGUUUAUGCAAGGAGGGUUACAUAGUGGCGGCAAAAGCACAAGUGAAGGCGGUGAGCGUUGAUAAGCUCCGGAAAGCGGUGAUAUUCCACGACGGGCGGCUGGUGCAGAAGCCGACGCCCUUCCUGGCUCUGCUGAUUAUAGUGUGGAUCCCGGUGGGGUUCCUCCUGGCGUGCCUCCGCAUCGCCGCCGGCGCCCUCCUCCCGAUGCCGCUGGUGUACUACGCCUUCUGGGCCCUGGGCGUCCGCGUGAGCGUGAAGGGGAGGCCUCCGCCGGCGGUGAGCAAGUCCUCGGGCAACUCGGGGGUGCUCUUCAUCUGCUCCCACCGCACCCUCCUGGACCCCAUCUUCCUCUCCACGGCACUGGGGCGCCCCAUCCCGGCCGUGACCUACUCCGUGUCCCGCCUCUCGGAGAUGAUCUCCCCGAUCAAGACCGUGCGGCUGAGCCGCGACCGCGCGACGGACGCGGCCAUGAUCAAGAAGCUGCUGCAGGAGGGGGACCUGGCCAUCUGCCCCGAGGGCACCACCUGCCGCGAGCCGUUCCUCCUCCGGUUCUCGUCCCUCUUCGCGGAGCUGACGGAUGAGCUGGUGCCGGUGGCGAUGGUGAACCGGAUGAGCAUGUUCCAUGGCACCACGGCGCGGGGCUGGAAGGGGAUGGACCCCUUCUACUUCUUCAUGAACCCUAGCCCCGCCUACGAGGUCACCUUCCUCAACAAGGUGCCGCGCCAGCUGACGCGCGGCGCCGGCAAGUCCAGCCACGAGGUGGCCAAUUACAUACAGCGGGUCAUCGCCGCCACUCUCUCCUACGAGUGCACGUCUUUUACCAGGAAGGACAAGUACACGGCGCUCGCCGGAAACGAUGGCACGGUGCCCGACCCCAAACCCAAACAACUCAUGGGCUGCUAGCUCAUUCAUUUUUCCAGCUCUACGUUUUAUUACUUAUACGCUCAAAUUCAACCAAAUAUUAAUUGGAAUACAGAAUAUAUAUAAAUGCUUCGUUUGCGUC
Messenger RNA from Salvia miltiorrhiza (redroot sage), 1840 nucleotides. Its product is annotated as glycerol-3-phosphate acyltransferase RAM2-like. Gene Ontology annotation, molecular function: phosphatase activity; glycerol-3-phosphate 2-O-acyltransferase activity. The transcript is spliced from 2 exons. Lineage: Eukaryota; Viridiplantae; Streptophyta; Magnoliopsida; Lamiales; Lamiaceae. Gene Ontology annotation, cellular component: membrane. Bases 151 to 1740 code for a protein of 529 amino acids. Gene Ontology annotation, biological process: cutin biosynthetic process. The record is from RefSeq and is a predicted model, not a curated record.